AUGUCUGGAAACUCUAGCGUCGGUACCAGUGGUGUCUACGAGGCAGGCGACCAGCGCAACGUCAAGGACUCCGAGAUCAGACAGGCACAGGCUGAGAACCGCUUCCACGAGGGCAAGCAGAACUCCCAUCUUGCUCAAGACUCCAAGGACGAGCGCUCCAUCGCCAACAAGCUUGCCCGCGAAGAGAAGCGCGAGAACGAGGAUGAGAACAAACUAUCCGAAGAGGACCGCGCAUCAAAAAUCGACUCUACACUGCCGGCGAAGCUGCACGGUAACGAGCCUUCCAAGGGCGCCAAGAUCGACCAGGAGUUGAAGGAGGAGGAGGAGGCUGAGCUCAGGCGGAAAGGCAAGGGCGAUGCCAUGCCUGGAAAGAAAUAG
Molecule: messenger RNA, 378 nt
Organism: Didymosphaeria variabile
Lineage: Eukaryota; Fungi; Ascomycota; Dothideomycetes; Pleosporales; Didymosphaeriaceae
Exons: 2
Coding region: 1-378 (125 amino acids)
Source: RefSeq, a predicted model, not a curated record